AUGUCGACGACAACAACCUCUAAUAAUUCGCCAAAUCCCGGGUCCACCGAGAUUGACACCUCGAACGGUCGCCGGCGCCGGCGCUGGGCGCCUAAAGUCCGGACGGGAUGUUUAACGUGCAAGAUUCGACGAGUUAAAUGCGAUGAGGCUAAGCCCAGCUGCGAAAAAUGCACUUCAACUGGACGCGAAUGCGAUGGAUACGAGGAUAAUGCCGUAGAAGCUCAGAAAGUUGUCCGAAGCCGGCCAUCUAAUGCAGCCACCAAACAGCCCAAUACCUCUAGGGCUAGGGCUCUGGUACCAGUGCCGGGAGGCGCAACAGCAGCACUACCAUAUGUUGUGUCAUGGUUGCCAUUCUACGGUGGCGAGCUACAAAAGCGGCAUUUCGAUUUUUUCCAAUCAGUGACAUCUUCAGCCCUGUCAUCAUUUUAUGGAAGCGAUUUCUGGGCUCAAGAGACGCUACAAGUUGCGCAUCAAUAUCCGGCUUUGUUUCAUGCCAUUACGGCUUUUGGGAGUAUACAUCAUAGUUAUUUGAGCGAUGAGACGCCAUCGGAUGUUCCCCGUGCUGGGACGAAUAAUCAUAUAGAAUUUGGGCUCUCAGAAUUCAAUAAAGCUAUCAAAUCCAUGUCUGCACUCAUGACGCAAAAAGAGCUUUCUAUCCAUGACCAGCAGGCGAUUUUGACGACCUGUGUGCUUUUCAUUUGUCUUAGCUCUCUUCAGGGGCGACAGUCGCAGGCAUUUAUGCACGUCAAACACGGGUUGAGGAUGAUUCAUCAUUGGCAUCUGAACAAUCGAGCGAUUACCCCAGAAGAAAAAAACGCAAUAGAUACGCUACUGCUUACAUUUGUCCGGUUAGAUACGCAAAUACGACCAUACAUUGUUGGCCAAGAAUCGCUUUUGCAGUGGACGGACGAAGAUAUAGUCGCCACUCUAUCUCCUCAGCGGACAUUUCAGACUAUUUUUGAAGCGUAUUUUGAUCUUGAAGUACUCCUCAACAAGCUUUUUCGUCUGAAUUUCAAUGGGUACUCAUUCACACAGCUUGCUCUGGAGAUAGAGUUGCUGAGAAACCAGGGGGAGAUUUGGGACAGCCAGUUUGCCCAUUUGUUAUCUACUAUUACGCCCACUGCUUCGGAGUUGGAUGCAUUAGAUUUCAUCCGACUGCAGCGAGAGUACGCACGGGGUAUUCUGGCUUGUUUAGUGAUCAAUGCCGAGGACAAUGUGCACGACGAUUUGAUUCCGAUAUACCAGGCAAUAAUGGAUCUUGCCCACAAGGUUCUUCAAAGGGACCGCUACACGCCACGUCACGGCGUACCAGACAGUCAAAAACUUGAACAUCCAAUCUUUGUCCUCGGCAGCACCACCAUCGAGCCGCUUUUCUUCACCGCGACACGCUGCCGUGAGCCUGUCCUUCGCCGGCGCGCACUGCAUCUACUGCGCCUGUGCCCUCGGCGCGAGGGGAUUUGCGAGGGCAUGAUGGCCGCCAAGAUCGUCCAAAAGGUUAUCGAAGUCGAAGAACAAGAAUGCUCCCGAUACAUUGACUGGAACAACCACCACCCAUCCGCAGCCACCACUCCUACAUCAUCCCUCCAAUUGCUACCAGUAAGAACAUCACCCCACGGCCAAAACAGCAUUUUCCGCGCAACAUCCGAAUCCAUAAACGUAAUCCUCAACCAUCUCGACAUCCCCACCAGCCCCCUCAACUACCCAACAACGCCCCAAACCGGAGUCGCAAAUAUAGCAUCAUCGAAAUCCAGUACAAAGCCACUGGUAUGGAAAAGUCAGUGCUCUGAAAAGGGGAAAUGGGUCUGCGAGAAACAUCGGGUUGUUGAGACGCAGUUCUUGCUGUUUACUGAGAGACAGGCAAAGAUUGUGAUUUGGACGGGGGAGGAUUUUGAGUUGAAUAGGAAGGGGAGGGAGAUGGUUUUGACCUGGUGGUAG
Messenger RNA from Talaromyces marneffei, 1935 nucleotides. RefSeq lists its product as uncharacterized. Bases 1 to 1935 code for a protein of 644 amino acids. Gene Ontology annotation, molecular function: DNA-binding transcription factor activity, RNA polymerase II-specific; zinc ion binding. NCBI's taxonomy places the organism in Eukaryota, Fungi, Ascomycota, Eurotiomycetes, Eurotiales, Trichocomaceae. The record is from RefSeq and is a predicted model, not a curated record. Gene Ontology annotation, biological process: regulation of DNA-templated transcription. The transcript has 3 exons.